Messenger RNA from Aspergillus puulaauensis, 276 nucleotides. RefSeq names its product polyketide synthase 19. Lineage: Eukaryota; Fungi; Ascomycota; Eurotiomycetes; Eurotiales; Aspergillaceae. The record is from RefSeq and is a predicted model, not a curated record. Bases 1 to 276 code for a protein of 91 amino acids. The transcript is spliced from 2 exons.
AUGGCUAGUCGGCCACAGGAUCCAGGGGGGGUUCUAUUUCCGGCCUCCGGCUACCUGUCAAUGGCAUAUGAGGCUGGCACUCGCCUUGUAGACCAGGAGAAACAUCCGAUGUGCCUAGUGGAGCUGCACAAUGUUGACAUCCUGCGUGCGAUGCGUCUUGAAGAAGAUUCCUCUGGCUUGGAAGUAGUUUUCACGGUUCGCGUCACGAGCCAGUCCAAGGACAUGAUUACCGCUGAGGUAGCUUGGUACAGUGGCGAUGUCGACUCCAUUCUCUAG